Molecule: messenger RNA, 664 nt
Organism: Rubroshorea leprosula
Lineage: Eukaryota; Viridiplantae; Streptophyta; Magnoliopsida; Malvales; Dipterocarpaceae
Source: the annotation of a GenBank genome assembly
GGGUUUGAUUUUCAUCUUCAUCAUCCUUUGUCAAUUUCUUCUUUCUUCUUCUUUCUCUCUCCUCCCUUCUUCUUCAUCUUCUUUUUCUUUUUCUUUUUCUCUAUUCUGUUGAUCUGUGUUCGAAUACCUGAUGGCUUUUCGCAAGUGAGAACUCGAUCUGGAUUCAAAGUGUUUUGGAUCCUUAGAUCUAGAUCUGGCUUGUUUGAUGUUUAUUUUGAUUGUUAUAAGUUUGGGUUUUUUAUCUCUUUGUAAAUUUCGUAAUUAAUUUCAGUUGGUUCAAAUUUGGCGAUCUAUAAGAAAGGUAAAGUUUUGGGCUUGGUUGAUGUGAGAAAUAGAGAGGAAAGGAAACAAUUGAGUUGUUUGAGAAUGGACUGCAUGGGGACGAAUAUUGGAGGUGAGGAGGGUGGAAGUUUUGGGCUUGGUCGAUGUUGGUGCAGGGUUCUGAUUGGAUCUAGAUAUGCUGUCAUUGAGGUGAGAUUAAUGAAAACUGUUAGAUCUAGGGGAUGUACUGGGGAAGGGGAUGUACUGGGGAAGGGGAUGAACUGGGGAGAUUGACGAGGAAGAGAUAUGGGAGGAACGGAGGAGGAAUGGUGGAGGAGGGAGAAGCUUAGAGAAGGAGAAAGGAAAACAAAUUUGCAGCAAACAAGAAAAAACAAAUUUGCAG